Molecule: messenger RNA, 261 nt
Organism: Rotaria sp. Silwood1
Lineage: Eukaryota; Metazoa; Rotifera; Eurotatoria; Philodinida; Philodinidae
Source: the annotation of a GenBank genome assembly
AUGAGAACACCAAUUAAACCAACACCAAUUAAACUAACACCAAUUGAAUCAACACCAAUUGAACCAAUACCAAUUGAACCAACACCAAUUGAAUCAAGACCAACUGAAUCAACACCAUUUGAACCAACACCAUUUGAACAACGACCAACUCGUAAACGUAAAUCAGAUGAAAAACUUGAUUCUGAGAGUUUAUCUCAGGAGAUUGAUUCAUCAAAACAAAAAACAAUCCGAAAUCUCCGUCCAAAACGACGUCGACAAUAA